CCACCUCCCCCAUCCAAACACAUCCAGCUCCCAUCCAUCCGUCACCACUGGGGAGGAAAACAAGGAGGGAUCACCGGGAUUGCUUUAUCUGCCACGUCCGUGUCAGCACGCGUGAUUUAUUCACAUUACCAAUAACAACAACAAGCCGCUGUUUGACAGAGACAACGCCAAGAGGACGCUCGGAUACCCGGAGGAAGACGGUAUGGGGGGACACACGGCGGCGUUUUUUCUCUUACUUGCGGCGACCUUGACACUCUCAUCCGAGGUGCCUGCUGAUGACUCGGUGGGUUUGCUAACCGAGCCGCAGGUGGCCAUGUUUUGCGGCAAGCUCAACAUGCACAUCAAUGUGCAGACUGGCAAGUGGGAAUCGGAUCCCUCUGGUUCUAAGAGCUGCGUCGGCACCAAGGAGGGCAUCCUGCAGUACUGCCAAGAGGUGUACCCAGAGCUUCAGGUCACCAACGUGGUGGAGGCCAACCAGCCCGUCAGCAUCCAGAACUGGUGCAAGAAAGGCCGCAAACAGUGCCGCAGUCACCCACUCAUUGUGGUGCCUUACCGCUGCUUGGUCGGGGAGUUUGUGAGCGACGCCCUUUUGGUUCCGGAUAAGUGUAAGUUCCUGCACAAGGAGCGUAUGGACCAGUGUGAGAGCCAUCUGCAUUGGCACACUUUUGCCAAAGAGUCUUGCGCGGACCGCUCCACGAAUCUCCAUGACUACGGGAUGCUAUGGCCGUGUGACAUCGACCGUUUCCGAGGUGUGGAAUUUGUGUGCUGCCCGGCUGAGGCCGAGCAGGAGUCGGAUAGCGCGGCGCUGGACGGGGAAGAGUCGGACGUGUGGUGGGGCGGAUCUGAGCCUAACGAGAACAACGAGAACAGCAUGACUCAGCAUGUCGACACGGAGCCCACCGCUGCAGAGGAUGAUGAGGAGGAGGAGGAGGAUGAUGAAGAUACUUUUGAAAGGGAUGGCGAAGAGGAGGAUGAGGAGGAGGAGGAAGAAGAAGACGACGGCAUGACCAAUGAGCGGGAUAGUGAUGAGCGCAAUGCGAACGUUGCCAUGACAACAACUACCACCACUGAAUCCAUUGAGGAGGUCGUCAGAGCCGUUUGUUGGUCACGUGCCGCAAAAGGCACGUGUGGUGCCAAGCUGGAGCGUUGGCACUUCGUGCCCAAAACGGGACGCUGUGCCCCCUUCUUGUUUGGGGGCUGCGGGGGCAACAGGAAUAACUUUGAUUCCGAGGAAUACUGCUUAGCCGUCUGCAGCAGCUCCUUACCCACCAUGAUGCCGAGUGCUCCUGAUGCUGUGGAUCAAUACCUGGAGUCUCCCGGCGACGACAGCGAGCACGGCGACUUCCAGAAAGCCAAGGAAAGCCUGGAGGCCAAGCACAGGGAGAAGAUGUCGCAGGUGAUGAGGGAGUGGGAGGAGGCUGAGAGGAAGGCUAAAAACCUGCCACGUGCUGACAAGAAAGCAGUCAUUCAGCACUUCCAGGAUAAGGUGGAGGCUCUGGAGCACGAGGCUGCCGGAGAGAGGCAGCAGCUGGUGGAGACCCAUAUGGCCCGUGUGGAAGCUCUGGUCAACAGCCGCCGACGCAUGGCUCUGGAAAAUUACCUCAGCGCACUGCAGGGAAACCCUCCUCGGCCUCGCCAGGUGCUGAGCCUGCUGAAGAAGUACGUCCGGGCCGAGCAAAAGGACCGUCAGCACACAGUCAAACAUUACGAGCACGUCCGAACGGUCGACCCCAAGAAGGCUGCGCAGAUUCGGCCUCAGGUUUUGACCCACCUGCGUGUGAUUGACGAGAGGAUGAACCAGUCCCUGGGUUUGCUCUACAAAGUGCCCACUGUGGCCAACGAGAUACACAACCAAGUCUCUGUCAUCGUGCAGAGAGUCCAGUCCGAGCUGUCUCAGCAGGUUUCUUCCUUGCAGAGUGACACCAGGGUGGACAGGAUGAGCUACGGGAACGACGCCCUCAUGCCCGACCAGGCCUACAGCUUCGCUCCUAUGGACCCAAGCCUCGACAGGCUGGGCUUCAUCCACCCUGAGAGCUUCAACCAGCCCAACACUGAGAACCACGUUGAGCCUGUCGAUGCUCGCCCAGUUCCAGAUAGAGGACUACCCACACACCCUGGGUCUGCCCUGAAGCCAGAAGAGAUGCCCCAAGUGCGACUGGAGACAAAGGAGAGGCAAAGUGCUGGCUAUGAAGUCCACCAUCAAAAACUGGUAUUUUUUGCUGAGGAUGUGGGCUCCAAUAAAGGUGCCAUCAUCGGGCUGAUGGUGGGAGGUGUUGUCAUAGCGACCGUCAUUGUCAUCACCCUGGUGAUGCUGAGGAAGAAGCAAUACACUUCUAUUCAUCACGGCGUCAUCGAGGUGGACGCGGCGGUGACACCAGAGGAGCGUCACCUGGCCAAGAUGCAGCAGAACGGCUACGAGAACCCCACCUACAAAUUCUUUGAGCAGAUCCACAACUAAACAAAAACCAACCACUCCGCAGGCUCUGUUCCUGUCUUGCUCCUCUCCACCCUUCUGUUUGUUUUUAAACGUUUGACUUGGAUGAAUCGCCGUGGUUUUAAAGUGAAGGAGCUGCAGGACAGAGCCGUGCGGAUCCCCCAGUUGCACAGCGUAUACUAACACUAAUUUCGGCAGACAAGGGUUACUCCGCGUCACCUGCACAUCUUAGCCACACCUGAACCCUUGCACAACUCCUUGACUGACUAUAGAUAUACAGUAUAUAUAGAGAGAAAGAAAUAUAUGAAGAAAAUUGUGUCAAUACAGCACUAUCCGCUAAAUAUUUCAACAUUGUAAAAAAAUGAAAGAAAAACAAACAUAAGAAUGAAUACUGGCGGGUUUUUUUUCAAGUGUAACAUAUGAAGAAGGCGA
Molecule: messenger RNA, 2866 nt
Organism: Entelurus aequoreus (snake pipefish)
Lineage: Eukaryota; Metazoa; Chordata; Actinopteri; Syngnathiformes; Syngnathidae
Product: amyloid-beta A4 protein-like
Exons: 18
Coding region: 203-2458 (751 amino acids)
Biological process (GO): central nervous system development; axonogenesis
Cellular component (GO): Golgi apparatus; early endosome; membrane raft
Molecular function (GO): serine-type endopeptidase inhibitor activity; signaling receptor binding; transition metal ion binding
Source: RefSeq, a predicted model, not a curated record